This is a messenger RNA of Penicillium chermesinum, 1272 nucleotides long. RefSeq names its product protein gprC (gene gprC). Gene Ontology annotation, cellular component: plasma membrane. NCBI's taxonomy places the organism in Eukaryota, Fungi, Ascomycota, Eurotiomycetes, Eurotiales, Aspergillaceae. Gene Ontology annotation, molecular function: G protein-coupled receptor activity. The transcript has 2 exons. Gene Ontology annotation, biological process: adenylate cyclase-activating G protein-coupled receptor signaling pathway. The record is from RefSeq and is a predicted model, not a curated record. The coding region runs from base 1 to 1272 and encodes 423 amino acids.
AUGGCUGCUUCAUUGCUCGCCUCCAUGAUGUCAACAGAAGGUCCAACAGGCCAUUCCCUGGACCGCCGCUUGACGAGCGAGGCGACGCUGGAUAUCGACCCGCUGCCCGUUAUUCAACGGCGAGGCCUGAUUGCGAUCUCGGUCUUGGCCUUCCUUUCGUUCCUUGCAACAGGCGGUUUACUUUGUUUCAUCACAUAUCGCCUGAUCUUCUGGCGAAAAAGCUACGCCAGAUACAUUGGUUACAACCAAUACAUCAUCCUCAUUUAUAACCUUGUCUUGGCCGAUUUCCAGCAAUCCCUCGCUUUUUUGAUUUGUUUGAACUGGAUCAUCACCAACAAGAUCAAGUCCGGCACCGCCGGGUGCUUCCUGCAGGGUCUAUGGCUUCAGGUGGGCGACCCCGGCAGUGGACUGUUCGUGCUGGCCAUUGCCUUCCAUACUUUCCUGCUCGUUGUCUGGGGCUACAAGAUGAGCUACAAAGUCUUUGUAGGGUUCGUCUGCGCCGUCUGGGGUCUGGUCUGCCUCAUCGUGAUCAUUCCCCUCUGUCUCUAUGGCGCGGACGUCUAUGUUCCCUCGGGCGCUUGGUGCUGGAUUAACGAAAAGCACGAGGCGGCCCGUCUUUGGACUCACUAUAUCUGGAUUUUCCUCGCGGAGUUCGGCACCGUCUGUCUCUACGCCAUCAUGUACUUCCAGCUCCGGAAACAAAUCAAAGCUUCCGCCAUUCUGGGCAACAGUCAACUGGAAAGUCUGAAGCGGCUGCGUCGUGUCGUCGGAUACAUGACAAUCUACCCCAUUGUGUAUAUCGUGCUCUCGCUUCCUCUUGCCGCGGGACGAAUGGCAUCUGCUCACGGAGACAACCCAUCCCUUACCUUUUUCUGCUGCGCUGGUGCCAUUAUGACGACCUCCGGACUUGUCGAUGUCGUGCUCUACACUCUCACCCGCCGCAGUCUCCUCAUCGACACCGAAGACAGCCACGACCGCUCAUACAACAGAUUCCCGAGCAGCAAGGGCCGUCGCGGCGACACCCACUUGACCACAAUCACCGCCGACAUGCGUUCUCCAUCGAAGGUGGGCGGAGCCCAAGAAACCCGCGAUGGGUCCACCGAAUAUAUCGUCCAGCCCGGUGUCGAACUGGGCCCCAUGGACGGCAAAGUGUACCAGGAGACCACCAUCGAAAUCACCCACGAGCCUGCGUCUCUCGAUGGUGGCAGCUCGUCCUCCUCCCCGAAGAACGAGUUCACUCACCCCCCUUCACGGACUCUGUGGCGGCGAUGA